UAAAGAUGAAGUUACCAGUUUGUGUGAAGACCUUCUUGUCAUAACUUGGAUAUUUUACUCUAUGAUCCAGUUUCACUUCAUGCUUCAAGCAACUACGAGAGCAGUCAAAAUUACCAAUGGAGAAUUUUUCAGCCACCAUAGGUGUGCCACUUUCCAUGGGAGAAAAGAAUAGGCUUAUUGUGGUCAUUCGAUUCUCAUAUGAAAAUUACAUCAUUUCAUAUACUCUCCCGCGAAUGAUAUAAAUUCCACACGAAAAGUAUAUUUUUCAACAGUAAUUCCUAAAAAAGCAUGAGAAGAAAGAUUCCUGUGUUCUGGAUCAGUAUUAAAUCACUUUGGUUGGUAGAACUGAAGUUUCAGAAUUCUGAGAACAGGUGUGUCCGUUCCGUGCGUGUUGCUUGUUUGGUGUUUGGUUUUGAUCGUUGCAAAACGUUGCUUGGUCGUUUUAGUUACCUAUACUUGAAAACAAAUUCUUGUUUGGAAGUUUUUGAACAAUGUAUAAAUUCUUUUAAUUGAAUUCAAGUUGUAAUUUUAUAUUUAUACUCUACAAUCAUGUUGCCUAAUCGCGUAAAUCCGAUUCCGACUCCAAAUCCAAUGCUGAGUGACACCACUCAAAUGAACAUAAAGGAUAAAGAGAAAUACAUUGAAGAAUUUAAUUUCCCAUUUUGUGAUGAGGCUUCUAAGUACGAGAAAAUUGCAAAAAUCGGACAAGGAACCUUUGGGGAGGUUUUCAAAGCAAGAGAGAAGGCGAAUCCCAAAAAGAUUGUUGCCAUGAAGAAAGUUCUCAUGGAGAAUGAGAAGGAAGGUUUUCCUAUCACUGCUCUCAGAGAGAUACGUAUAUUGCAACUUCUAAAACAAGAAAAUGUUGUGAAUUUGAUUGAAAUUUGCAGAACAAAAGCGACUGAGUUCAACAAGUACCGUUCUACUUUUUACCUAGUUUUUGAGUUCUGUGAACACGACCUUGCCGGACUGUUAUCAAAUGUGCAGGUGAAAUUCAAUCUUGGAGAAAUAAAAAAAGUCAUGCAGCAACUACUGAACGGAUUGUACUACAUCCACAGUAACAAGAUUCUACAUCGUGACAUGAAGGCGGCCAACGUACUUAUUACCAAAACAGGAAUUCUUAAACUGGCAGAUUUUGGGUUGGCGCGAGCGUUCAGUGCAGCUAAGAAUGGCCAAGUUAAUAGAUACACUAACCGAGUGGUGACACUGUGGUACCGUCCGCCGGAACUGCUCUUGGGAGACCGCAACUAUGGGCCACCAGUGGACCUGUGGGGCGCCGGCUGCAUCAUGGCCGAGAUGUGGACCCGCAGUCCCAUCAUGCAGGGCAACACCGAGCAGCAGCAGCUGACGUUCAUCACACAGCUGUGUGGCUCCAUCUCACCCGAGGUGUGGCCUGGGGUCGAGGCCCUCGAACUCUACAACAAGAUGGAGCUGGCGCGUGGACAGAAGCGCAAGGUGAAAGACCGUCUGAGGCCCUAUGUGAAGGACCCCUUGGGUUGUGAUCUCAUCGACCAGCUUCUAGCGCUCGACCCAAGCAAGAGAUGUGACUCGGAUUCUGCCCUGAACCACGAUUUCUUCUGGACUGAUCCGAUGCCGUGCGACCUGAGCAAAAUGCUCGCUCAGCACACUCAGAGCAUGUUCGAGUAUCUGGCACCGCCGCGUCGUCCGGCAAACAUGCGCGCGCAUCACGCUGUACCCAGCGCCACACUCACCACACACGCACGUGUGUCCAGCUCGGCUACCACUGAUACCACUUAUCAGGAUAGGGUGUUCUAAGCACCUUUCCGUUUUUCAAAUACAGUAGAGUAUCGAUUAUCCGACCCUAAGUGAAUUUAUGUGUAUAUAUUUUAAAUGUGUUGAAUUUCAUUACAUGAUUGUAAGUCGAAUAAUAGGGGCAAUGUAUACACAACAAAUAUUUGAUUUCAAAUAUUUUUUUGUCUCUAUUUGAUAUCUAAAUGUGUACAGUCGCAUUACACAAUUGGAAUUCGAAUAAUAAUGGGAAUGAUUUUUCCAACUAAUAUUAUUUGAUUUCAAUUUUUUUCCAUUUUUAUAUAUGUUAAUGUGUACAAUCACAUUACACAAUUGAAAGUCGAAUAGAAAUGAUGUUUACAACUAAUAUAUUAUUUCAAAUAUUUUUUGUCUCUAUUUGAUAAAAUCUAACUGUGUACAAUCGCAUUACACAAUUGAAAGUCGAUUAAUAAUGGGAAUGAUGUUUCCAACCGAUCAUUAAUUUCAAUUUGAUUUUAUAUCUAAAUGUGUACACUCACAUCACACAAUUGGAAUUCGAAUAAUAAUGAAAAUGAUGUUUCCAACCGAUAUUUAAUUUCAAUUUUUUUUUCAAUUUGAUUUUAUAUCUAAAUGUGACUCACAUUACAAAAUUCAAAUUCGAAUAGGAUUGGAAAUGAUGUUUCCAACCAUUAUUUAAUUUCAAUUUUUUUCAAAUUUAUUUUAUAUCUAAAUGUGUACAAUUACAUUAGACAAUUGAAAGUCGAUAAUAAUGGGAAUGAUGUUCCCAACUAAUAUUUGAUUUCAAUUUUUUGUUUGAUUUUUAUAUCUAAAUGUGUGCAAUCACAUUACAAAUGAUACGGGUAAUGAAAUUAACAACUUUGAAAAAAUGUAAUCACGGAACCUAAGUUCCUCACUCUCCCUCUAGAAAAUUAUAGUCUGAGCGGGAGGAAAGUUCCUAUAUGCACGAUUUGCGUAUCAAUAUGUUGAAUAUUGAACAUUCAAACUUAUAAAUAAAAUAUGUUAAUAAGUUAAUGUAAAAUAAGUUAAUAGAAUGGCGGUUCACAGCCUGGGGUAGUGUAAUAAUGAUUAUAAUAAUAAUUAAUAAUUUUCUCACAAUAUAAUUUUACUAACAAGAAAUAUCGAAUAAUAAAUACUAGUCAGUCCUAAUAAUUUAUAAUCGUGGUUUCUAAGAUACUUAUACCAAACAUUCUACUUGAGUAAUGGAUAGGUUUGCAGAACCUUUGGGUACUCCAAAUUUAUUUGGUCUCAUUUCGGAAUGAUAAGUAUUUUUAAAUCUUUUUUCAUUCCUGUGUGUGCAAGAGAGGCAUAGCAAGUCAGAUAAAUGUUUCUAGCUGAGUGGGAUCCCAAAUGCGUAGAGUGGAUUCUUCGGAAAUUCUACACUGCAGCAAUUUUUUUCUGAAUGUUGCUCACAUGAACUGGAUGUUCUCUUAUCUAGAACUAGUCAGGGUAGCGGUUAGCGCAAGUGUAGUUACGACAAAAAUAGUGAUUGAUUAGUUGUCCAAGUUGUUGAAAUCUUCUUCAAUCAUUUAUCAAUUCUCAAUAAGCUGAGUUUUUUAUUUUGUUCUAGACUGCAUUUCUCUCCUUUCAAAAGACUGUUGGCACAAUAACAUCUGAAGUUCCUGUUUGUUGCCAGUUCUCUUAGAUCAUGUAUCGAUCUUUGUUUUUGCUGGCAACGUCUGUCAAAUUUAUUUGAGUAAAAUAUAUUUUAUGUUUGUAUAGCUUAUAUUAACAUUAAGUACAUCACUAGUGUUUUGUAUCAUGACAAAUGAGCUGAUGAGCAAAACUGUUUACGAACAGUAAGAAUGCUCAAACUCAUAAUGAAAUUACUUGUUGAGGAUUUAUAGUUUUGGUGAUAAGUUACCUUUCUAGAAUAUUUACCAAAGUUAUAAAGUUACCUGUAACAAGCUCAACGGUUAUGAUUAUUUGUGUGUCGUAUUCACGAAAAAAGGGUGUGAACCACCCUUAAAGUGAUUUAGAGUAGCGUGUUUGAGUAUUGUUUGCAAUAUUUGAAACUGUUGAAAAGUUAGUGAAUCUUUUCUUUUGACGGAUAUAACGGAGUCGGAUAAUCGAGAAUCUACUGUAUUAUAGAACUUCCACACAAGUUCAUAUUAUCAUACAAAUGCUAUUAAUCGUCUAUUUUUUACAUGAUAUAUUUCUGUAUUCUAGAACUAGAACUCUGUUAACCUCAAAUCAAGGUUAGCUGAAAUAAAAAAUAUAAAAAAAAAAAAAAAAAAGAGAUAAAUGUUGUUGUGAAUUUUUUAUAUAUUAUAUAUAUAUUUCUGUAAUCUAGAACUACCAGGCUCUGACAUACCCAAGCCUAGGAUGAUGACUGGAAAGAAAAACCAUUCAUAUUAUCAGCUAAAUAUAUUGAUGUUGGUGUUUUUAGUCCUAUCGAAUCAAUUUACUUAUUCUAUGUCUUAUCGAUGGUAAUGUUUCUGUAUGCCUAGGUUGACUGAAAAAAAAACAACUUAUCACAUUAAUGUUGAUGUAAUGUGAUGUAUACUUCUGUAAUCUAGCACUUCCAGACUCAGUCUCUCCCUAGCCUAGAAAGAAACAUUCAUAUUAUCAGUUUAUGUUAAUCAGAUAAAUGAUAUUAAUUCUCAAAUUUAGUGUUUUUUGUACUAUUAAUUAUUCUAUGUCUUUUCGUUUAUAAUGUUUUUGUAGGCCUAGGUUGGCUGGAAAUAGAAAAAAACAUACUCAGUCACUCCCUAGCCUAGAAAGAAACAUUGAUAUUAUCAGUUUAUGUUAAUCAGAUAAAUUAUAUUAAUUCUCAAAUUUAGUGUUUUUUGUACUAUUAAUUAUUCUAUGUCUUUUCGUUUAUAAUGUUUUUGUAGGCCUAGGUUGGCUGGAAAUAGAAAAAAACAUAAUUAUUCUCAGAUGAAUGUUGGUGUCAAUGUUUUAUACUAUGAUAUUAUGUAAUCUAGAACUUCCAGGAUGGCUAAAAAGAAAACAUCCAUAAGUUAAUGUUAAUCAGCUAAAUGUUAUUAAUUUUGAACUAUUGAUAUUGGUGUUAAUCCUACUGGAUCAAUUCAACUAUUCUAUGUCUUAUCGUUUAUGUUUUUGUAUGCCCAGGUUGGCUGGUUGACAUCACAUGAAUAUUGAUGUCAAUGUUUUAUAUCAUUUAUGUAUUCUAGAACUACCAGGCUUUGUCACUCUCAAGCCUAGGAAAGAAAAAAUAUUCAUAUUAUUAAUCAGUUAAUGUUAAUCAGCUAAAUGAUAUUCUUAACGUUUGAUAUUGGUGUUUCUAUUCCUACAGAAUAAAUUGAAUUAUUCUUCGUGUCUCAUCUGUAUCUGUUUAUAAUAAGACAAUAAAUUACUUGAAUGUCA
Molecule: messenger RNA, 5073 nt
Organism: Nilaparvata lugens (brown planthopper)
Lineage: Eukaryota; Metazoa; Arthropoda; Insecta; Hemiptera; Delphacidae
Product: cyclin-dependent kinase 9
Exons: 8
Coding region: 550-1773 (407 amino acids)
Biological process (GO): protein phosphorylation
Cellular component (GO): nucleus
Molecular function (GO): cyclin-dependent protein serine/threonine kinase activity; ATP binding
Source: RefSeq, a predicted model, not a curated record